AUGUACGAUCCCAUAAUGGGUGGAGGUUACUUAGGGUGCACACAGACCACAUGCAACCAGCUGCAGGAUGCCACGCCAGCAUCAUUUAAGCCGCUGCCUCCCUCUAUCUUGGUACUCACUAGUGGGCCAAUCCUCGAGGUAAUGCAAUACGAGGCCGACCCGUGGACGGGGUUGAGCAAGCUCACAGCACCCACCCUGGUUGGAAAAAUACAGCCUCUUUCACUUCCAGUUGCGUCUUCUUUUGCCUAUCUCUCUUGUUUCUAUCCUGAAAUUUAUGGUAGCAUAUAA
Messenger RNA from Echinococcus granulosus, 288 nucleotides. RefSeq lists its product as hypothetical. The record is from RefSeq and is a predicted model, not a curated record. The coding region runs from base 1 to 288 and encodes 95 amino acids. The transcript has 2 exons. Lineage: Eukaryota; Metazoa; Platyhelminthes; Cestoda; Cyclophyllidea; Taeniidae.